Messenger RNA from Nelumbo nucifera (sacred lotus), 930 nucleotides. The record is from RefSeq and is a predicted model, not a curated record. Lineage: Eukaryota; Viridiplantae; Streptophyta; Magnoliopsida; Proteales; Nelumbonaceae.
UCAUAUCUGAAAUUCUGAAUAUACAUUAUACAAGCAACAGGUGGUACUUCGCGCGGGUUAUGGCCCACAGGCCACAAGUACGGACCUGGCCCGAAUGAUAAUCUUUAGAGUGGGGUUGCGGGCAUUGGACGAAAGAUUAUGUCGAAGAGGGGAAGAGACAGCGAGAAGGAAGAAUGGCUUCGAUGUCGUUAGUAUCUCUGCCGAGCGCAAGAAUUAGUAGUCGCAGUCCUUCAGCUUCUAUAACUUUUCUUACGGGCUCAAGGAGAAGCACUGCGUCUGUCAGUUUGGCGAACUCUAAUACGCGUACUGGGUUGCUUCAUUGCUCUUUUGUUCCUUCUUCAACUCCCUUUUCUUUCCCUUCUUCUUUCGCAGGGCUGUCAUUGGGGGUUGACUUGAAUUUGAACAAUGUGAUGAGAAGGGAGAAGAGUAGAGGUCUCGUGGUUAGGGCGGGGAAGGCUGCUCUUUGUCAGACCAAGAGGAACAGGUCCCGGAAGUCGCUGGCUAGGACUCAUGGUUUCAGAAGGCGAAUGAGAAUCACUAGCGGGAGAGCUGUUCUGAAACGCAGACGAGCCAAGGGAAGAAAGGUUCUCUGCCCAAAGUCUUACCCUAAUAGUGGGAAGCGGGCCUGACCCAUCAUCCUUUGAAUUGGAUAAAAUUCAGCAGGUUUACAUAGAAAGUUCCUAGUGUGGUGAUUGAUGCAAACUUGGUUCUAUUUUUAAGAUUUUCUCUGAUAGAUGCAACUGUUUUCCCAAAAUGGGAUUUUUUUUUUCUCAAUCAAUUUCACCUUUUAUCUCUUGUUCUUUUAUUCAUGUUUCUCCUUGUUAGUAAUUAUUGCUGGAAGCCUCUUUUUAAGAAUUUUCCCACCAAACCAAGCAAAUCAAGUAAUGCCAGGAUAUUCAAACUUUAGAUAUUAUUAACUUUUUUUCACUA